Molecule: messenger RNA, 1161 nt
Organism: Maudiozyma barnettii
Lineage: Eukaryota; Fungi; Ascomycota; Saccharomycetes; Saccharomycetales; Saccharomycetaceae
Gene: COG5
Product: Golgi transport complex subunit COG5
Exons: 1
Coding region: 1-1161 (386 amino acids)
Biological process (GO): intra-Golgi vesicle-mediated transport
Cellular component (GO): COG complex
Source: RefSeq, a predicted model, not a curated record
AUGUCUGUUAAUAUUGACGAUUUUGAGGAAUUCUUAACCAACGAUUUUAAUGAGGUUAGAUUUGCAAAUGACUUGCUUAAAUCCACUAACAAUGGUGCUGAAAGUACUACUUUAGAUGUAGAUACACCUGUUAAAAAGAUCAAUUUUGAUCUUAAAGAAAUUGAAUCUCGUGUCGACACACUUAUUAACAAGAAUCCAACAAUUAUGGUGAAUCAGAUAUAUAAAGAAAAAUCAAUCGAUGAUACUAUCCAUAGCGGACUGAAAUCAAGUUUACAAUACCUAGAUAUUUCAUAUCAACGUUUACAAGAUGAUGUCUUAAUACCAUACACGAGAGCUCAAAAAUUACAAACAAUUCUGAAUAAAAUUCAUCAAACUUCAAAUAUAUUGAGAGAUUCCUUGAUAUACAUCCAUUUGGCCACAAGAAUUCAAGAAAUAAUGGAUGAAGAACAAAAACUAUCUAUUGAAAGGGCAUCACAACUCACGGUAUUAUAUUCUCAAUUACAACUGGCCGUCCAACAAAAUGUCAAUCUUAAAUCAUUACAAGUUAUUAAAACAUUGGAAAUACAAGUUGGAAAGGACUACCGAAGAAAAUUGUUAGACUACCUUGCUCUCACAUUAACGAAAGAAUGUUUAAACACAUUUAAAAUUCAAAACAAUAAAGAUACUAUUAAAGGUUUAGCAAAAAAUUUAUUUAUAUUAUCACCUCCAGAGUUUUUCAACUCCAUUAACAAAAUAGUCCUCUCUCACGUAAGUACAAAUUCUCAAGUGCUGACCAAAACAAUUAAUUCAGUAAAGUCAUUCCCAGAAAUAUUUGAUGAAGUUGUCACAAAGAGCCAUUCAAUGUACACAUUAGAGAAGAUACUGGGUGAUGUAAAUGUGAAAACCAACUCCAAUUUGCUUGCAGAAUAUUCUUCUCAAGAAAAAUUUCAAGGUAUGACUAUACGAGACUUAUUCUGGUCAAGAAUAGCCUCUAGUUUUAAAAGAGAGAUAGACAUAUCUUUCAAGAGAGGUGGUCCUGUGGGGAAAGCUUUACAAAAAAAUAGACAAGUACUGAUAGAUUCAAUUAACAAUUCAAUGCCAAACUCAAGUGAUAGAAAAGAUUACCAAAAACAUUCCGAUAUGAUGCUAAAAUCUAUCGCUAUUUUAUCUUUAGAAAUUUGA